CUAAGUCUCAUUUCACGCCCCAUCGCGACGGGAAUUUUUGAACCCCUAUUAUCAGUCGCAGGGAGCUGCUUCUUCCUCCAACCCUAUUUAGAACGUUCACUGCCUGCUGCUGAAUUUAUUCCCCUUCACCGCAUCAGGUGCCUUCUUUUCAUCGAUAUUGCUUCAGUGCUGUCCUGGAGAUUGAUUUUGGCUGCACACAAUACAGUGCCAGUCUGUAUUCUACCCUUGCAGCCCGAUCGAUCUGGUGUUGACAACACCAUUUCACAAAACGUACCCGCAUAGAACACAAGCCAACAUGCCGUCGCUCACACUCCCAUCAUUCACACAGGCCGAGGUUGAGGCGCAUAACACGAACCGGUCUUGCUAUGUCACAGUCGGCCAAAAUGUUUACGAUGUGACAGACUUCCUCGACGCUCAUCCCGGUGGAGCCGAUCUAGUCCUUGACUAUGCUGGAAAAGACAUCGGUGCCAUUCUGAAGGACGAGGACUCCCACACCCACACCGAAGCAGCAUACGAGAUUCUCGAGGAGUCUUUGGUAGGCUUCCUCAAGCCGGACAAGAGCUUUUCCAACGGAAAGGCGAAUGGCAACGGUGCCGCCAAGGGCUCAUCUAGCGGUGUCGACACCCCCGAGCUUGUGGAUGCCCAAGGACGCCCAGUACAUCCCCGAACGGGAAUGUCUUGCGAGGAGGACCUGAACAAGGAGACGGACUACACGGGAGACUACAAGAAGCACAAGUUCCUCGAUCUCAACAAGCCGUUGCUGAUGCAAGUAUUCCUUGGAGGCUUCAGCAAGGAGUUUUACUUGGAGCAGGUCCACAGACCCAGGCAUUACAAGGGUGGCGAAUCUGCACCUCUUUUUGGAAACUUCUUGGAGCCGCUGAGCAAGACGGCUUGGUGGGUGAUCCCCAUUGUGUGGCUGCCGCCAGUCGCCUACGGAACAUAUCUCGCCAGCCAGGGCAUCGAGAGCAAGCUCAACCUUGCAGCGCUCUGGUGCUCUGGCAUCGCUCUAUGGACGAUCAUUGAGUACAUCUUGCAUCGUUUCCUGUUUCACCUUGACAAGUACCUUCCAGACAAUCGCUUUGCAAUUACCCUCCACUUCCUUCUUCAUGGCGUUCACCACUACCUCCCUAUGGACAAGCUUCGUCUUGUGAUGCCUCCAACCCUGUUCUUCGUCCUGGCGUUCCCAUUCUGGAAGCUUGCACACUUCCUCUUUUGGUACAACUGGCACGUCGGCACGGCCAUUUUCUGCGGUGGUAUCUUUGGCUAUAUCUGCUACGACCUCACCCACUACUUCUUGCACCACAAGAAUCUGCCUCUGUGGUACAAGGACUUGAAGAAAUACCACCUUGAGCACCACUUCCUCGACUACGAGAAUGGCUUUGGUGUAACCAGCCGCUUCUGGGAUAGGGUAUUUGGAACCGAGAUUGUGCCUCUUGUCAAGACCAAGUAAAGAGAAACAGGAUAUAGUCAUCGCCUCUUUUUGGUAGUUGACUGCUUGGUUACCUUUUUUUUUCUGCACCUGUAUAAUAUUAAGGGUGGAGGCGUUUCUUUUUCAAGUAUAGACUUUUCAGCUGUUAUAGCAGCUUAAUGAGAUAUCAGGAAUACACUAAUAAUGACGAAGAACAUUGGAAGAAUCUCGUCAGAUUAUUCAUCGGAUGACGGUACUGAUAUCGAUUACUGGUUGACAUGAAAUGGUGAACGAGUCUUGUACUGGUUUUGCCGCAUGGCUUUGUGGCACUCGC
Messenger RNA from Pyricularia oryzae 70-15, 1742 nucleotides. RefSeq names its product inositolphosphorylceramide-B C-26 hydroxylase. Gene Ontology annotation, molecular function: iron ion binding; heme binding; fatty acid 2-hydroxylase activity. The transcript has 2 exons. The record is from RefSeq and is a predicted model, not a curated record. Lineage: Eukaryota; Fungi; Ascomycota; Sordariomycetes; Magnaporthales; Pyriculariaceae. The coding region runs from base 296 to 1450 and encodes 384 amino acids. Gene Ontology annotation, cellular component: membrane; endoplasmic reticulum. Gene Ontology annotation, biological process: lipid biosynthetic process; fatty acid metabolic process.